AAACAGUUGUGGAAAUUGCUGUAGUUUAGCCUGUGGCGCUUAUGAUUAGAGUCAACAGUUUGAAAUGGCCAGCUCACCCGAUGCAGCCGUCUCUUCUCCACCAGCUUUCUUGAGGUCUGGCUCAGUUUAUGAACCUCUUAAAAGCAUCGAUCUUCCGAGACCUGAUAAUGAAACUCUGUGGAAUAAACUGGAUCAUUAUUACAAAAUUGUCAAGUCGACACUGCUGCUGUAUCAGAGCCCAACCACAGGCCUCUUUCCCACGAAAACCUGCGGAGGGGACCCGAAGGCCAAGAUCCAGGACAGCCUGUACUGCGCCGCGGCAGCCUGGGCCUUGGCCCUCGCGUACAGGCGCAUCGACGAUGACAAGGGGCGGGCCCACGAGCUGGAGCACUCGGCCGUGAAGUGCAUGAGAGGCGUUCUCUACUGCUACAUGCGUCAGGCCGAUAAGGUCCAGCAGUUCAAGCAGGACCCGCGGCCGGCGACGUGUCUGCACUCCAUUUUCCACGUGCACACGGGGGAUGAGCUCCUGUCCUACGAGGAGUACGGCCACCUCCAGAUCAACGCGGUGUCCCUGUACCUGCUCUACCUGGUGGAGAUGAUCUCCUCGGGCCUGCAGAUCGUCUACAACACGGACGAGGUCUCUUUUAUUCAAAACCUUGUCAAGUAUAAUAAUGGCAGCACAGAGCUACAUUCGAGCUCUGUUGGCUUAGCAAAAGCAGCUCUAGAAGCAAUUAAUGGAUUCAAUCUUUUCGGCAACCAGGGCUGUUCCUGGUCAGUCAUCUUCGUGGAUCUCGACGCUCACAACCGCAACAGGCAGACGCUGUGCUCUCUGCUCCCUCGAGAGUCCAGAUCUCACAACACAGAUGCCGCCCUGCUCCCCUGCAUCAGUUAUCCUGCAUUCGCCCUGGAUGACGAAGCUUUGUUUAACCAGACACUGGAUAAAGUGGUUAGAAAAUUAAAGGGAAAGUAUGGAUUUAAGCGUUUCUUGAGAGAUGGGUAUAGAACGGCGCUGGAAGAUCCCCACAGACGCUACUACAAACCAGCUGAAAUCAAGCUCUUUGACGGCAUUGAAUGUGAAUUCCCCAUAUUUUUUCUUUACAUGAUGAUCGACGGAGUUUUUAGAGGCAAUCCCAAGCAAGUAAAGGAAUAUCAGGAUCUCCUGACCCCCAUACUUCAUCAGACCACAGAAGGUUAUCCCGUGGUACCAAAGUACUAUUACGUGCCAGCUGAUUUUGUAGAAUUUGAGAAAAGAAACCCCGGUAGUCAAAAGCGAUUUCCUAGCAACUGUGGCCGUGAUGGAAAACUCUUCCUCUGGGGACAAGCCCUUUAUGUCAUCGCAAAACUCCUGGCUGAUGAGCUCGUCAGCCCCAAAGACCUCGACCCCGCCCAGCGCUACAUCCCUCUGCAGGAGCAGCGGAAUGUCAGCAUGAGGUUCUCCAACCAGGGCCCGCUGGAGAACGAUUUGGUGGUUCACGUGGCACUCGUGGCGGAAAGCCAACGGCUUCAAGUUUUUCUCAACACGUACGGUAUUCAGACUCAGACGCCUCAGCAGGCAGAACCCAUUCAGAUAUGGGCACAGCAGGAGCUUGUGAAAGCUUAUUUCCACCUGGGGAUCAAUGAGAAAUUGGGACUCUCCGGGAGGCCGGAUAGGCCCAUUGGCUGCCUCGGGACCUCGAAGAUUUAUCGCAUCCUGGGAAAGACCGUGGUUUGCUACCCUAUCAUCUUCGACCUGAGUGAUUUUUACAUGUCUCAAGACGUUUUACUGCUGAUAGAUGACAUAAAGAAUGCGCUGCAGUUCAUUAAGCAGUACUGGAAGAUGCACGGGCGCCCGCUUUUCCUCGUUCUCAUCCGGGAGGACAACAUAAGAGGCAGCCGAUUCAGCCCCAUACUAGACAUGCUGGCAUCCUUUAAAAAAGGCAUGGUCGGAGGGGUCAAGGUCCACGCUGACCGCCUGCAGACCCUGAUAUCCGGAGCCGUGGUCGAACAGCUUGACUUCCUCCGAAUCAGCGACACGGAAGAGCUUCCAGAAUUUAAGAGUUUUGAGGAGCUGGAGCUCCCCAAACAUUCAAAAGUCAAACGACAAAGCAGCGCCUCCAACAGCCCUGAGCUGGAGCAGCAGCCGGAUGUCACCAUGGCUGAGUGGAAAAGCCGGCCGACCCAUGAGAUUCUUCAAAAACUGCAGGAGUGCAGUUGCCUGUGCGGCCAGGUCAUCCUGCUGGGCAUCCUGCUCAAGAGAGAGGGCCCCAACUUCAUCACCAAGGAAGGUACCGUUUCUGACCACAUCGAGAGAGUCUACAGAAAAGCUGGCAGCAAGAAGCUGUGGUCGGUGGUGCGCCGCGCGGCAAGCCUCUUAAGUAAAGUAGUGGACAGCCUGGCCCCAUCCAUUACUAACGUUUUAGUGCAGGGCAAACAGGUGACCCUGGGUGCCUUUGGCCAUGAGGAGCAGGUGAUCUCCAACCCUUUGUCCCCAAGAGUGAUUAAGAACAUCAUCUACUACAAGUGCAAUGCCCACGACGAGAGGGAGGCGGUCAUCCAGCAGGAGCUGGUCAUCCACAUCGGCUGGGUCAUCGCCAACAGCCCCGAGCUGUUCACAGGCAUGCUGAAGAUCCGCAUCGGGUGGAUCAUCCACGCCAUGGAGCACGAGCUGCGGAUCCGCAGCGGGGACAAGCCAGCCACAGACUUAUGUCAGCUGUCACCCAGUGAGGUCAAACGGCUUCUGUUGGACGUUCUCCAGCCUCAGCAGAACGGAAGGUCUUGGCUGGACCGGCGUCAGAUCAACGGGUCUCUGAACAGAACCCCAGCCGGGUUCUACGACCGAGUGUGGCAGAUCCUGGAGCGCACGCCCAAUGGCCUCGUGGUGGCUGGGAGGCACCUGCCGCAGCAGCCGACCCUGUCCGACAUGACCAUGUACGAGAUGAACUUCUCGCUGCUCGUCGAGGACAUGCUGGGGAACAUCGACCAGCCGAAGUACAGGCAGAUCGUCGUGGAGUUGCUAAUGGUCGUGUCCGUCGUGCUGGAGAGAAACCCGGAGCUAGAAUUUCAGGACAAGGUCGAUCUGGACAAACUGGUGAAAGCAGCAUUUCAUGAAUUUCAAAAAGACGAGAGUCGACUGAAGGAGGCUGAAAAACAAGAUGACAUGACUUCCUUCUACAACACUCCCCCGCUGGGAACACGGGGGACGUGCAGCUACCUGACCAAGGUCGUGAUGAAUUUGCUGCUGGAAGGCGAGGUCAAGCCGAACAGUGAUGACCCGUGCCUGGUUAGCUAGUGAGGACAGUGUCAGCGGCUCCGCCGGGACGCGUUUUUUAGAAGUGUGUUACGUUUGGCGUCGAAGCUUACUCCAGGCGGCCACUAGUGGGUGGGCUGAUCAUGCUGGCGAGGCGGUCCUCUCGCCUUUGAUAAAGUCACCGGGCGUCUUGCCUGCCGUCGGCAAUCUCAUGGUACGGCAUGCUUUUAAUCAAGCAAGAAAAAGUUCUCGUGUUUAUACCAACUACGGUAAUAAUGUUUACUGGAUGAUAGGAAUAGUUUAUGAGUUGAAAGUUCACCACUGCAUGUUUAAUGAUCAAAUAUUUCAUCAGAAGAAAUCAUGGCUUUUUGGACUAAAUCGCCCCCCCUUACUGCCAUUACAAUGAAUUUGCCGCAUAGCAGUGCAUGCUGGGAAUGACAGAUCGUGGAGAAUGGUGAGCUGUUUUAGUGACAUUGCCAUGCCAGAACAUAUAAUGUGCAUCAUAGAAGCAAAAUCAGCCAGCUGAUAUUUUGAUUCUCAGAAACUGCACUAUUGGUAAUAUUUUAGUAUACAGAGCUAUUGUACAAUUUUUACCUUGUAAAUGUGCUUAUGGUUUUGUAUUUGUGUUAACUGUAGGGUUCAGACUAAAAUAUAGUAAUAAAUCUGAUGAAACACUUAUAAUACUUGUAUUACAAAUCCCGAUAAUACCUGAUCAAACAUUUUCUUUGAGUUCUUACUAAAAACAGGACAUGCGUAAGAUUAUUCAGACGUAUGGAUGGUUAAUCUAGUUUGUACUGGUAAAAACAAAAUGUUACUAAAUUAAUGGAUGCAUCUGGGCACAUGCUUCGUUCUCAUGUUCACAAUAUUGAGCUUAUUACUCCUGAAUAUUUUUAUUUAAUUGAUCUAGAGAUGGAACGGAAGAGAAUCUGUAGUACUUACCGUUACACAUGAUUUGCUACCAAAUUUACCUAAGCAAACUUUAAUAAAAAUAGAAAGUAGAUGAAACAUUUAAA
Molecule: messenger RNA, 4239 nt
Organism: Pteropus alecto (black flying fox)
Lineage: Eukaryota; Metazoa; Chordata; Mammalia; Chiroptera; Pteropodidae
Gene: PHKB
Product: phosphorylase kinase regulatory subunit beta
Biological process (GO): glycogen metabolic process
Cellular component (GO): phosphorylase kinase complex
Molecular function (GO): calmodulin binding
Source: RefSeq, a predicted model, not a curated record